UAGGAGGUUAUGUUAUGAUGACAUGUGAUGCGAGUUUUACUUUGAAAAGUAAGAUCACAAGGGGGCGUGGUUUAAGUUCACCAGCCUAGAGCUAUGAUACAGGAGCCUCCAGGUUGCAGACAUACGCGUCUUGGUCGCUCUGCUUUCGGUUCCGUCGCCAAGCUCAUUUCUGUGCGGCUCCUCUGCCUUCAUCUUAAACUCGACAUGCCGGAGUACCUGGACGACCCGUCUGUGCUCACCAAAGACAAGCUAAAGAGCGAGCUUGUUGCUCACAAUGUGGAACUGCCCAGUGGCAACCCGACCAAGGACGUGUAUGUGCAGCUUUAUCUAAAGAACCUGACGGUCCAGAACCAGAAGAAAGCCGUGGCCGUGGUUCUGGAUGCGUUCUCCAGCGACGAGGAGCUUCCGCCUGUCGUGGCCCCCAACAGAAGCCGCUCCUCCGGAAGGAAAGCCGCCAGGAAAUCGGAUAAACAUCAUCCGGAGCAAGUCGACGUCACAUCACUUACUGAUGAGAGCCUGAGGGACGAAUUGCAAAAACAUGGAAUGAAAGUGGGGCCAAUUGUAGACUCAACCCGUGAACUGUAUCAGAAGAAGCUGCAGAAGUUCUUGGAUGAUGGUCCUGCACAGCCGUUUCCCACAGAAAUACAAGUCAACCACAAUGGCAACUCUGAGCCUGAAAUCUACAGCGACACAGAGGACGCGGUGGCAGUACCAGAACCUGUGAUUGAACCUGAACUAGUUCCAGUGGUGGAGACACAAGUGAGGAGCAGAGGGAAGUCCCCAGCUAGCAGUCAUACCAGCAGCUGCAGCAGCCAGAACCAAUCGGUUGAGAAAAUCACUGCCAAUGAUCAGACGCUAAAAUUGGAGAAAGAAGUUCUGAAGGAGCUUUUUCCUGAUGAUAUAAACCGUCCAACAGGAAUCAGCGCUAGCUGCCGAAAGCCCAUCCGAGGAGCAGCUGGACGCCCGCUAAUCUCCAGUGACUUAUGGAGUGAUGAGAAUUCCUGUCUGUCUCCAAAAACCACAAAGACCAGCAGCUACUCCUACACAGGGAGCCAUGCAGUCAACAGAAUGUCCAGUUUGAAUCCCUCCACCUCCUUCACAUCCUCUAGCUCCUCUAGUUCCUCCUCCUCCAAGCUUUCUGCUACAGCUCCAUCUGCAGGUCCAACCAGAACAGUGCGGCGCAGCAUGACUUUAUGGAAAAAGCUGGCCCUGUUCGCUAUUUUGGCCACAUUUGUGAUUUUUGUUUACCUGGCCAUGGAGACAAACUCUGUCAGCCCAUUUCAAGCCUCAGACUCAAAAUCAGUUGCAAGUGGAGCAGCAUAAAGACUGCAUAUAUAGUUUGGAGGGGCCUGGUCACUGUCAAUGCCUCUACUUCAUUUUUAAGGUGUGAAUCUGCAGUGUAGCCAAUUUUUCUUCCCUUAAGAUAACCUGAUGUCAAAUUCUAUUUUUAAGAAAGUGUCUUUCUUCCCUAAUCAGCCUCAAGUAAAGGUCUAAGAAGUAAUGUAGUGAUGUUUGCCCCAAAUGAUCACUUUGAGCAGCUGUGAAAGGA
Molecule: messenger RNA, 1549 nt
Organism: Poecilia reticulata (guppy)
Lineage: Eukaryota; Metazoa; Chordata; Actinopteri; Cyprinodontiformes; Poeciliidae
Gene: tmpoa
Product: thymopoietin a
Molecular function (GO): DNA binding
Source: RefSeq, a predicted model, not a curated record